AUGCUGGCAACUCGAACGUCUCAGGCGGUAUGCAAGGCCCGCAACGCUGUGACCAAGAGCGAUCUCGGGCAGUUUUUUAGUUCACUGAUCAAGGCUGUGGUCGAGAGUCGUUUGGACGCGUCUCGCGUGUUCAACAUGGACGAAACAGCGUUUCAGACCAACAAGGGCUCCAAGAAUGUCGUGGCGGUUCGAGGCUCCAAGAACGUUUGGCACCAAGACGUUGCGCUCAAUUUUCACCUCACGCUGGUCGCGUGUGGCAGCGCGUCGGGGUGCAUGGUGCCACCGCUUUUCGUGCUGCCGGGGUUGACAGUCAAGCUCAAAGUUCUAGAUGGCUGCGCCAUACCCGGGGCU
Molecule: messenger RNA, 351 nt
Organism: Phytophthora sojae
Lineage: Eukaryota; Oomycota; Peronosporomycetes; Peronosporales; Peronosporaceae
Exons: 1
Source: RefSeq, a predicted model, not a curated record